Molecule: messenger RNA, 2071 nt
Organism: Rhincodon typus (whale shark)
Lineage: Eukaryota; Metazoa; Chordata; Chondrichthyes; Orectolobiformes; Rhincodontidae
Product: TNF receptor-associated factor 2-like
Exons: 7
Coding region: 62-1498 (478 amino acids)
Biological process (GO): tumor necrosis factor-mediated signaling pathway; positive regulation of JNK cascade; regulation of apoptotic process
Cellular component (GO): cytoplasmic side of plasma membrane; plasma membrane signaling receptor complex
Molecular function (GO): ubiquitin protein ligase binding; zinc ion binding; tumor necrosis factor receptor binding
Source: RefSeq, a predicted model, not a curated record
UUGUAGCAAGGCAUUGCAACUGAGCUCGUCGAUUUCUUUCUGUCUCUUCUGCGGCAGUAGGAUGGUCGCCCUGGUCUCCGGGAUCACGCCGGUCGAUUCAACCGGCAGCUCCUGUCUCCUGUGCUCCGUCUGCCAUUUUCUGCUCAUUAAACCCAAACAGACCGAGUGUGGACACCGAUACUGUACCGCCUGCCUGGAGAACCUGUUUAAAACAGAUAAUGAAGCAGACUGCCAUGUAUGUCAGCAGAAGGUUUUUCGUUCUAAGGUCUACCACGACAGAGCUGCCGAAAAUGAUGCUUAUGCCACAAAGGUUCAAUGUACGGCUCACCGGGACGGUUGUGAGUGGACAGGGACACUGCGAAACUACUUGCGCACACACCGAGCCCAGUGCGAUUUCCAUGUGGUCCCCUGUUCCAAUGUCACAUUUGGCUGCGAGACCCUGGGCCCCAGGAAGAAGAUGGCAGCACACGAAACGCAGGAGUGCGAGUGGAGGAUGGAGCUCUGCCCCCAGUGUGAGACCUUCUGUGUUCACAAGCUGCUGGAGGAUCAUAUCACGACGUGUUUCAAACGGAAGCAGUCAUGUCCCAUGUGCGGCAAGACGGAUUUAACAAAGGCCGAGUUGGAGGAACACUGUGACCCUCAUGACGGCACCUGCCCUGAUGCCCAGGUCUCCUGCUCCUUUAAGGACAUUGGCUGCCUGGAGAAGCCCCGGAGGCGGGACGCGCAGCCGGCGCACCUCUUACAGAUGAUGAACCGGAGAGAGAGCCUUCGUGCUGGGAGACCGUCCGAGGUCGGGGGGCCGGCGGCGGCAGCGGCAGGGGCGGUGCAAGCCUCGGAGGAGCUGAGCGCCCUGGAGCGGAAGGCGGACGGCCUGGAGAGCUCGGUGAGCGGCCUGAACCGGGAGCUGGACAAGUACGCCCACCUGCUGGAGGCGCUGCAGCGCCGCUGCCUGCAGUACGAGCAGCUGAUCUCGGGGCUGCAGAGGAAGGUGCGGGCGCUAGAGGGUGCCCGAGAGUCACCCGCGAGCACCAAUGGAGUUCUACUCUGGAAGAUCCGGGACUUUUCCUCGUGCCUGACGGCCGCCAGGGCUGAGCGGGUGACGUCAUUCUACUCUCCAGUCUUCUGCACUCACCCCUUUGGGUACCGUCUCUGCUGCAGGGUCUACCCGAACGGAGACGGCAGCGGCCGGGGCAGCCACGUCUCCCUUUUCCUGGCCAUCGUGCGCGGCGACUACGACGACGUGCUGCCCUGGCCGUUCCGGCAGAGGGUCACCUUCAUGCUGCUGGACCAGGCGCAGCAGAAGCACCACCUCAAGGAGUCCUUCACCCCGGACGUGCUGAGCGGCUCCUUCCAGAAGCCCCGGAGCCACAUGAACGUGGCGAGCGGCUGCCCCACCUUCGCCAGGCACGACCUGCUGCAGAAAGCGCACGGCCCCUACCUGAGGGACGACACACUCUACAUCAAGGUGGUGGUGGACACGGCGGGGCUGGUGCCCUGAGUUCCUCAAUCCCAUUUCCAACCCUCACCCACCCAACACACGGGACAGUCCUCUCCACCUCCCUCCCCCGUUGUUUCGCCUCCACUGAGUACCCCUAAUGGGUCUCCUUAGCUGAGGAAGGAUAUUCCUGGCCUGGAGAUUGUGCAACAGAAGUUUCCCCGGACUCAUUCCUGGCGUGGCAGGAAUGAAGAGACUGGAUGGGUUAGGACCGUGUUCUCCUGCAGUUUAGAAGAGUGAGUGGGAAAUCUCACAGAAACCUAUAGGAUUCUGACAGGACUAGACAGGGUAAAUGCGGUUCCUAGCGAUCAAGGGACCCAGAACCUCGGGUCACAGUCUAAAGAUACCAGGUAGCUGUUUAGCACUGAGAUGAGGAGAAAAAUGUCUUUAACCAGAGAGUGGUGAGCCUGUGGACUUCUCUGCUGCAGAAGGCUGUUGAGGCCAAAAUGUUGCUUUUUAGAAGGAGUUGGGUGUAGUUCUUGGGGCUAAAGGGAUCAAGGGGAGAAAGUCGGAGCAGGAUACUGAGUUGGAUGAUCUGCUGUCAUCCUACUGAUUGGCAGAGCAAGCUCGAGGGGC